UGUAAAAUGUUAAACAUCUUUGUCUGUUAUAGGGACAAAAGCACCAAAUCGCGUAAAAUCGUUAGCCGUGAGGUCUUUUGUUUUUCAACCUUCGGGGGUUCUGAGACGGGUAGAUGCUGAGCCGUAUCUUCCAGCCUUUAACCUCAGCAUAGAUUCCCAAGUCACUGAAAAUCGCAACCGCGGUAUUGAGUUCACCUAGCAAUUCCUUUCGAUAUCUCCAAGAUGCAAAGGCCGCAAUUAACCAAAUUUGACCCAAAAUCCGUCAGCUGCAGCCAUAUGGUCAAGGCCGUAGAACCACAAAUAUAAACCCUCUCUAAAGAGACCUGUUUAACUGUCGUUCUAUAGCGAACAAUCUGCGCAAAAUUGCUCAGGACCAAAUGCAUUGCGCAGUUUACCGUGCAAUAGCCAGUCUAAAUCGAUUUCACAAUAUUAAAUUGAGUUUCUUUGAGUGAUUUAGCAUUAAUUAUCUCCGAUCACACACCAAAUUUAUUAUUUAUGGGAGGUAAAUUUUUUGAGAAAAGUAUUAUCGAAGACUUGGUUAUCAAUAUAUCACAUUUGCAAUAUAUCUAGAUAUUAACAAUGCUAAAUGGUCGCUAGCCAGUGAUGUAAUUGAGGCAGCCGGGGCCCCUAGGGAUUUCUCAGUUAGGUACCACCCUAAAUUAUUAGCAGUAGUUUAACUGCAUAAACUGAUCAGUAUAUUUUCUUUUCAUUUGUACGUGCAUUUCAUGCAGGCUUAGGGCCCCUUGAACUCGUUUAUUAUACCCACAAUACCACUUUAAAUUAGAAUUACAUAGACAAAACUUUUGCUUGGCGCCUCUCAAGGUUGGGGCCCUUAGUUUUCGAACUAAAAGUAACUUUUGCCCGUUACGCCACUGUCCCUGGCCCUUUUUUGCGGCACCUGUUACAUCAUUGUGCCACAUAGCCUAAAGCCGCAGCACCAACACCAAUGUCCAAACGCAGCUUGUAGCGAUAUGGUACCUGUAGCUGUCUACAAUAUAAAACACGCCCGAAUGAUAAAUCGAGUCUAAUGGUCGAAGGGUCGAACAGUUUUCAUAUCUUUGCUAUAUUUGCUACUGUUACUGGCGAGGCUUCGUCACCACUGCAUGCUUGAGAGGGUGCAGCGUUUGUCAUCAGAAUGUACCACGGCAGCUUCCGUCAUUUCACACAAAGGUCAACCCCAAAAUAGACGUCACGUGAUUCUACAAAUCCGCAGUUUGGAAAAGUUUAUCGAGCCACCAACUUGGAGCCAGGAUCGUAUCAAAAUCUGCCACUGAGCCAGCUCGGCUAUCGUAUCAUUUUUGUGCCCUUCCAUGCAUUGACAAGGUACAGAGAGACUCGUCAGGCUUUUGAAGCAGCCAUCCAAGAUGCUUGAAUGUAUCAAGAAAUUCAACGAAUUUCGUAAUGGGGCAAAAGAUGGGGGAUGGGCCUGGGUUGUCUGUGUAGUGAGCAGUUUGAUGAUGUUCCUGGUCAAUGGUUUUUCACUGACAAUUGGACUGCUGUACACAUACCUUUUGGAGGAGUUUGGCGAAACUCGAGCAAAAACAGCGAUGGUGGCUUCAAUCCUCCACAGUGUCACCUUCCUUUCCUCACCGCUAAGCUGCGUAGUGAUCAAGAGGUUUGGUGUGAGACGCUCAAUGUGCUUCACCACCAUUAUACUGUCAUCGUCAUUCCUAGGAUCUUCCAUUGUUAACAAGCUAGAAGUUCUUUAUGUAACACUGGGGUUAUUGUAUGGCGUUGGUGCAAGCCUCUUGACCAAUCUUCUAUAUACUGGCGUGUUCCAGCAUUUCGAAAAGAAGGCAUCCUUAGCAACCGCAAUUGUAUCUGCUGGAGUCCCACUCAGCCCAAUCUUAUUCACAAAUCCGUUCAAAGUAUUAUUGGAAAUGCAUGGCUGGAGAUUCCUGCUACGCAUUCUCACAAUUCCUCUUUUUCUGAUACUGGUUAUAGGCACAAUUAUAAUUUCACCGAAAAAAGAACGCUGUAGUUGCCCACCACAGAAUAAUUCUUUGAAACAAUGUUACCGCGUCUUGAAAAUUCCAGCACUUCGAGUUUGGAUCGUAGCGAUAUUCUUUGCACGCCUUGGGGGAGACAUAAUGGCUGUUCACCAGACCCAAUUCACCAUCGAGUUUGGAAUCAGCUGGGAUAAAGCAUCAAUGCUACCAAUGUACAUGGGUAUCGGAAAUAUAAUUGGGAGGCUUGGACUAGGACAAUUAUUGCAUUCAAGGUUGCUGCAUCCUGUCACGUCUUUUCAAGUUAUGAUGGUACUAGGUGGUGUUACUGGGCUGGUAUCAGCACUGUCUUCUACAUAUGCACACAUCGUAGCAUUUUCGAUACUUUACAUGGUAUUUGACGGCGGAAUCCAGGGCCUUGACGCCGUCCCGGUCAUGAGUGUAUCCGGAAAAGACUUUUUUGUUGAAGCAUUUGGCAUCCAGCUUUUCGUACAGGGCAUAUCGAGAAUGACGGGACCCCCUGUAUUAGGACAUUUGGUGGAUAAAUUUGGAGAUUACACAAUGCUAUUUUAUUCAGUUAGCUUGCCAUUAAUUCUUGGUGCCCUGGCAUUGUGUGCUAUGAGAUGCCUGAAAACCGGACCUUUCAGCCCAGAAAAGCAUCCUAUAUUUGAAUCAAAAAUUGACAAUGAUGAACUUUAUUCUAUCUCUGAGAAAGAAGGUUUUCUCACGGAAAGAAUUACCUCUGUUUGAUUACCGUGCAAGCUGCGGGUACUCAAGCUGAAUAAUUACGCUCGAGUGAACUUUUAAAUUUGCUGUGAAAAUUUUCAUUUGUAAUCUUGGUAGAAUUCUUCAAAAACGAGAUUCUUACAGGCA
Messenger RNA from Rhopilema esculentum, 2819 nucleotides. RefSeq names its product monocarboxylate transporter 6. The record is from RefSeq and is a predicted model, not a curated record. Gene Ontology annotation, molecular function: monocarboxylic acid transmembrane transporter activity. NCBI's taxonomy places the organism in Eukaryota, Metazoa, Cnidaria, Scyphozoa, Rhizostomeae, Rhizostomatidae. Gene Ontology annotation, biological process: transmembrane transport.